AUGUACGAGGAGGUCAACAAAGAGAGAAGAGAAAGAAAACACCAAGAAUGGGAGAUGAAAUACCCAUUUUACAAGUACUUGGGAGAAAGAGCCAAGUACUCGGAGGACCUGGUGGAUCGCCCACGCUCACCGUUGGACAUCGAAGUCGAACUUUUCGUGAUUACUGUCGACUUUUUCCGGAUCACGAAAUCUCAAAUCCGAGAUUUCUUGUGCAACGAGAGGAAACAAGAAACCAGUUUCCGGGAGGAACAUUACAUCAAAUUCCAACCAAAUUUGGGAACAAUCGAUAUGGACAAUAUUUGGGAAAAGAACCCAGAUUGGAAGGAAUUCUUCGAAUUGACAUCACGAAAACUCAGGUCCAAGAUUUCUUGUGCAAUGAGAGGAGAGAGGAAAACAAAUCGAGAGAGAAGCAACCAGCUUUUGAAAAAACGACAUGAACCAUCAAAGAAGGCCGUCUCACCGAAACCAGCACCAAAUCAAUACUUCUAA
Molecule: messenger RNA, 489 nt
Organism: Caenorhabditis remanei
Lineage: Eukaryota; Metazoa; Nematoda; Chromadorea; Rhabditida; Rhabditidae
Exons: 3
Coding region: 1-489 (162 amino acids)
Source: RefSeq, a predicted model, not a curated record